AUGCUCCUCUCAGACCUCAUCCUCGACAAGCGCGGCUCGCUCGCAAAGGUGUGGCUCUCGGCGCACCACGAGCGCAAGCUCAGCAAGCAGCAGGCGCUUGGUGUCGACGUGGGCGAGAGUGUCGACGCGAUUCUGACCGAGAGUCGGCCGAUGGCGCUGCGCGUCUCCGGCCAGCUCAUGCUCGGUGUUGUGCGUAUUUAUGGACGCAAAGUCCAGUAUCUGAUGGACGACUGCCGCGAAGCGCGUGAGCGCAUCAGCAUGACGUUCCGCCCUGGUGCCGUCGACCUGCCGCAAGACCAGGUGCGCGCGUCGCGCGGCGCCAUCACUUUCGAGUCUGGCGGCGCUGGCGAGUUUGAGGCGCUCGACAUGUUCGACUGGGGCACGUUUGACGUUCGCAUCCCCGGAGGUGGGGGGUUGCACACGGCGCCGCUCACCCAGACGAAUGCGCGCGAGUAUGGCGCCUUCAACUUUGGCCGACCACGUGCAGCUAGUAUUUACGGUGGCAGCUCGCGGGCAGGAAGCGUCGAGUCGUCGACGCAGCACCUCGACAGUCAGGACUUUCAGCCGAUCGACCUUGAUCUCGGCCUCGACUUGGGCUUCGAGGACAUGAGCAUGGAAAUUGCACGUGAAGCGCGCUCCGAACGCUCCCGAUCCAAGAGUGUGCUUCGCACUCCGAGUGUUAUUCACGAGGAAAUGGAGCUCGACCAGCCUUUUGACGCCGGUGACACAUUCGAGCCUCUCGACCUUGGCCUUGACUUGGCCGACCUUCCCGAGCUUGAGCCGGAAGCGCCUAUCGCGGCGGAGGAGCGUGCCCGCAGAUCGUCGAGCGAGCUGUCGACACCUCCACCUGAGACGCUCGAACUCACUCCUCGUGUGGCGAAGCGUGUCGCAGACGCCAAGGCCGCUCCGCGCGCCAAGCGCCUGCGCAUUGUCCGCGCUGACGCCGAACUCGAGCUUCCCGACGAGGACUUUUUCCCGCCCACAGACGACUCACCCAUCCUCGGUGAGGAGAACUUCAUCCCCGCCAACCCCGCCGCGCUGCGCCUCCGCGACAUCCUCAACGACCCCGUCGCACAUUUUAUUCCGAUGAUUGGCGCGCGCCUCUUUGCCGGCCCCCCCGGCCUUGCGCCAGAACUUGCAGAGCUGUUCACGUUCCCAUCCGACGUGCUCCGGCGGACACGGGAGGAGCCGCCCGUCAGCCCGCCACCCCGCCCGGCUAAGCGGCAGCGCAAGGCGGUCGAGCGUUCACCCGAGACCGAGGAGGAGCAGGAGCAGCACGAGGAGGAGGUCGAGGUCGGGCGCCGCGAGUCCCACACGCCAAGCGUACAUGGUGAAGGUUUCCAGUCCUUUGAGCCCGUGCUCGACUUGGAGUUAGACAUUCCGCUAGACCUGGUCCGGCGGAGUGCAACCCGCGAGCCAUCCGUUGCGCUCCCCCGCGAACCCUCGGCCCCGUUGGCGGACAGGACCCACCCCCUCGCCGUCUUUGACACACGUACCCUCUCCAGCCAGCAGACGCAGUCGGACUCUGAACACGAGGCGGACGGCUUCAGCCGUAACACGACACUGGCGAUGGGUGUGCUGCGUCGCGAGCUUGACGCGAUUGAGGCGGCGGACAAGCGCGUCAGUUUCACAAAGCUUGCUAGUGGGGCGAGUAAGCGCGCCGUCUCUGCCAUGUUCUUUGAACUUUUGGUUCUUGGGACGCGGGACGCCGUUGUCCUCAACCAGGACAAGGCGUAUGGCUCUAUCGACGUGUCAGCAAAGGAACGGCUGUAUGCGCUUACCUGA
Cutaneotrichosporon cavernicola is the source of this 1785-nucleotide messenger RNA. RefSeq lists its product as uncharacterized. The transcript has 2 exons. Gene Ontology annotation, cellular component: mitotic cohesin complex. NCBI's taxonomy places the organism in Eukaryota, Fungi, Basidiomycota, Tremellomycetes, Trichosporonales, Trichosporonaceae. The record is from RefSeq and is a predicted model, not a curated record. Gene Ontology annotation, molecular function: chromatin binding; protein binding. The coding region runs from base 1 to 1785 and encodes 594 amino acids. Gene Ontology annotation, biological process: mitotic sister chromatid cohesion; replication-born double-strand break repair via sister chromatid exchange.